Messenger RNA from Microtus ochrogaster (prairie vole), 6685 nucleotides. RefSeq names its product neuropilin 2 (gene Nrp2). Gene Ontology annotation, biological process: angiogenesis; vascular endothelial growth factor signaling pathway; axon guidance. The record is from RefSeq and is a predicted model, not a curated record. Gene Ontology annotation, molecular function: vascular endothelial growth factor receptor activity; semaphorin receptor activity. NCBI's taxonomy places the organism in Eukaryota, Metazoa, Chordata, Mammalia, Rodentia, Cricetidae. Gene Ontology annotation, cellular component: glutamatergic synapse; plasma membrane; axon.
AGCCACCACCGCCCCGCCCGAUCUGGGUGCCGCGGCCCUCGGCUCUGCGCCGCGCGCCUCCGCCGCUGCCUCUUUAAUCAGGAACACAGAAGGGGCGGGCCCUGAGCCGGCGCGUAAUCGGAUCGCUCUGCCGCGGCUCUGACAUCCACAUGCUGCUCGGCCUGAAAAGGCGAGGGGGGGACCGGGAGGGGGAGGCAGAGGAGGCGAGCGAGGCAUCAGCCCGCAGCCCGCCCCCGGCACAUCCUCAGAAGAGCAGACACUCGGCCAGCCGCUGGGCGAGGUGGAGGUGAGGGCGGGCGCCAGCGAACUCGGAGAGCCGCGCGCACACUCGCGGGCGAUCCCUGCCGCCGCCGCACCCGCAGCAGCACCAGCAGCACCGGCCGCCGCCGCUUCCUGCCUCGCACUCCCCUCGAGAGACUGGCCAAGCGGGUGUAGCUGCCUGGGGUGGCUCCCGCUAAGGGAACUGGGCGAGGACAAGAGCCGGGAGGCUAGCUGCCUACCACUCCGCCUGUCCAGCGGUCGGUGUCUCUACCCGCGUGUGUGUCCCGAGUGCUGGGGGGACCUGUGUCAGUUUGAGCCACUGAGAUCACACAGCUGCCUAGGGGCCGUGUAAUGCACAGGGCAAGUCUUGGCUUUCAUUUUUAUUAUUAUUACUAUCUUACGCUUGGCUUUCGGGAAACCCUCGUGAUGUUGUAGGAUAAAGGAAAUGACACUUUGAGGAACGGGAGAGAACAUACAGGCUUCUGGGUUUGAAGAGGAAACCGGUCCCGCUUCCCCCAGCUUGCUCCCUCUUUGCUGAUUUCGGGAUCUAUCACCCAGUGAGGUGGGGAUUCCUGCAAGAAUUAAAGGUGAAGACAGACUGGCCACCAGGACCAAGGAGGGAAACGCUGAUCAUUAGAGACCUUUGCAGAAGACACCACAAGGAAGAAAAUUAGAGAGAGGAAAAACACAAAGACAUAAUUAUACGAGAUUCCACAAACCUGGCCACGGAGAAAGCCUCUCUCUCAAAAAAUGGAUAUGCUCCCUCUUACCUGGGUUUUCUUAGCUCUGUACUUUUCAGGACACAAAGUGAGAAGUCAACCAGACCCACCCUGCGGAGGUCGACUGAAUUCCAAGGAUGCUGGCUACAUCACCUCCCCAGGUUACCCCCAGGACUAUCCCUCUCACCAGAACUGUGAGUGGGUUGUGUAUGCCCCUGAACCAAACCAGAAGAUCGUCCUCAACUUCAACCCUCACUUUGAAAUCGAGAAGCAUGAUUGCAAGUAUGACUUCAUUGAGAUUCGGGAUGGGGACAGUGAGUCAGCUGACCUCCUAGGCAAACACUGUGGGAACAUCGCCCCACCCACCAUCAUCUCCUCUGGCUCCGUGUUAUAUAUCAAGUUCACGUCAGACUAUGCCCGGCAGGGGGCAGGUUUCUCCCUCCGCUACGAGAUCUUCAAAACAGGCUCUGAAGAUUGUUCCAAGAACUUCACGAGCCCCAAUGGGACCAUCGAAUCUCCUGGCUUUCCAGAGAAGUAUCCGCACAAUCUGGACUGCACCUUCACCAUUCUGGCCAAACCCCGGAUGGAGAUCAUCCUGCAGUUCCUGACCUUUGACCUGGAGCACGACCCUCUACAAGUGGGAGAAGGGGACUGCAAAUAUGACUGGCUGGACAUUUGGGACGGCAUUCCACACGUUGGCCCUCUGAUUGGCAAGUACUGCGGGACCAAAACCCCCUCGAAACUCCGCUCGUCCACAGGGGUCCUCUCCCUGACCUUUCACACGGACAUGGCAGUGGCUAAGGAUGGCUUCUCUGCACGCUACUACUUGGUCCACCAAGAGCCUCCUGAGAACUUUCAGUGCAACGUUCCUCUGGGAAUGGAGUCCGGACGGAUUGCUAAUGAACAAAUCAGUGCCUCAUCCACUUUCUCCGACGGGAGGUGGACUCCUCAACAGAGCCGGCUCCAUGGUGAUGACAAUGGCUGGACACCCAACCUGGAUUCCAACAAGGAGUAUCUCCAGGUGGACCUGCGCUUCCUAACCAUGCUCACGGCCAUUGCAACACAGGGAGCCAUUUCCAGAGAGACCCAGAGAGGCUACUAUGUCAAAUCGUACAAGCUGGAGGUCAGCACGAACGGGGAGGACUGGAUGGUCUACCGGCAUGGCAAAAACCACAAGGUGUUUCAAGCUAACAACGAUGCGACUGAGGUGGUUCUAAACAAGCUCCACACGCCCCUGCUUACAAGGUUCGUCAGGAUCCGCCCACAGACGUGGCACUUGGGCAUUGCCCUUCGACUGGAGCUCUUUGGCUGCCGAGUCACAGAUGCACCCUGCUCCGACAUGCUGGGGAUGCUCUCAGGCCUCAUUGCUGAUACCCAGAUCUCCGCCUCCUCCACCCGAGAGUACCUCUGGACUUCCAGUGCUGCCCGCCUGGUUAGCAGCCGUUCUGGCUGGUUCCCGCGGAACCCUCAAGCCCAGCCAGGUGAAGAGUGGCUUCAGGUGGACUUGGGGACACCCAAGACAGUGAAAGGUGUCAUCAUCCAGGGAGCCCGUGGAGGGGACAGCAUCUCUGCCAUGGAAGCCAGGGCAUUUGUUCGAAAGUUCAAGGUCUCGUACAGCCUAAAUGGCAAGGAUUGGGAAUACAUCCAGGAUCCCAGGACUCAGCAGCCAAAGCUGUUUGAAGGGAACAUGCACUAUGACACUCCCGACAUCCGAAGGUUCGAUCCAGUUCCAGCACAGUAUGUGCGGGUGUACCCAGAGAGAUGGUCACCAGCAGGCAUUGGGAUGAGGCUGGAAGUCCUGGGCUGUGACUGGACAGACUCAAAGCCCACGGUGGAGACACUGGGCCCCACCAUAAAGACUGAGGAGACUACCACCCCAUAUCCCAUGGACGAGGACGUCACGGAGUGUGGGGAGAACUGCAGCUUUGAGGACGACAAAGAUUUACAACUCCCUUCUGGAUUCAACUGCAACUUUGAUUUCCCCGAGGAGCCCUGCGGUUGGAUGUACGAUCAUGCCAAGUGGCUCAGAAGCACCUGGAUAGGCAGUGCCAGCCCCAAUGACCGAACAUUUCCAGAUGACAAGAACUUCUUGAGAUUACAGAGUGACAGCCGGCGAGAGGGCCAGUAUGGGCGGCUCAUCAGCCCUCCUGUGCACUUGCCCCGAAACCCUGUGUGUAUGGAGUUCCAGUACCAAGCUACAGGCGGCCACGGGGUGGCGCUGCAGGUGGUUCGGGAAGCCAGCCAGGAAAGCAAACUCCUAUGGGUCAUCCGUGAAGACCAGGGCAGUGAGUGGAAACAUGGCCGCAUUAUCCUGCCCAGCUAUGACAUGGAGUAUCAGAUUGUGUUCGAGGGAGUGAUAGGGAAAGGACGAUCGGGAGAGAUUGCCAUCGAUGACAUUCGGAUAAGCACCGAUGUCCCUCUGGAGAACUGCAUGGAACCCAUCUCAGCUUUUGCAGUGGACAUUCCAGAAAUCCAUGGGGGAGAGGGAUCUGAAGAUGAAAUUGAUGACGAGUAUGAAGGAGACUGGAGCAACUCCUCUUCCCCUACCUCAGGGGCUGGUGGCCCUUCAUCCGGCAAAGAGAAGAGCUGGCUGUACACACUGGAUCCCAUCCUCAUCACCAUCAUCGCCAUGAGCUCUCUGGGCGUCCUGCUAGGGGCCACCUGCGCGGGGCUCCUGCUCUACUGCACCUGCUCCUACUCGGGCCUGAGCUCACGCAGCUGCACCACACUGGAGAACUACAACUUUGAGCUCUAUGACGGCCUCAAGCACAAGGUCAAGAUGAACCACCAGAAGUGCUGCUCUGAGGCUUGACGGACUGCACCUGAACUGCGUCUGAGGCUUCGUCCCAGUGAGAGGAGCUAGGGAAGAGUCCAUUUUUCCUCCUUUGGAAACUGAAUGCCAUAAUCUCAAUCAAACUGAUCCAGAAUACUGAAGGUAUGGACAGGACAGCCUAGGGAGAGUGAGAUGCAGCCAGGAGGGAGAUUGUCGCCCACCAGGGACUGUGGUGGCCAAGUUAAUGCAGGAAUCGGGCUGCGUCCUCUGUGGGGAUGGACAGGAACAUAUCUCUUUGGAGUCACAGUUCUGUUCAUUUGUGGGUUCAUUAUGAUUAUGAUUGCAUUGUUACAUUUUAUCUUUUUGGUCUGUGAGCAACUCAAAGAGGCAGAAGAGAAUGACUUGUCCAGUGGGAAAGUGGGGAGAGGGUUGGGAUCCCCUCCUCUCUCUAAUCAACACUUGAAAAGCGAAAGAUCUUUCCAGCCCUUCCAUCUUGAAAAGGAGACUUAAACAAAAGCCAUCCAGUUUAGCUCGUCCUCAGAUGGUCUCACAGUUGAAGAGACUUGUUGGGCUGCGUUCAGAUUCUGCCAGCCGCCCGAGGAGCUGCCAUUUCCAGUCCUAGCAUAUUGAAGUAGGAUGUUAUUGCCUUUAGCUUUUUUUAAUCCAGGGGAAGAUUGCCAUUUUAGGGUCAGCCUGAACAAUUCUUUCUUAUAUACAAUUUAAAAUAAACCAGAACCGAAACUUCACACGCCAGAAUCCAUAGACACACCUCUAUGGUUAGACACAGACAAGCCUUAAAAUGCUUUGAUGACUGGGGGCCAUUCCUUAAUCUAGACCCAGAGUUUGUGACUGUGGGGUGUCCCUUUGUGGGGCCUCUGCUGGUGGCUUUGCCUUUUCUUUUUCCUAUUAGUUCUUCUACAACAUGUACGUAUAUUCACAUAUGCACACAGCACACACACACACAGAGUGAGAGAUGGAGAGAGAUUUUUCUUUAUUCUCUGGUCUCAGAGCAGGGUGGGAAAUCAAGCUGUCAGUGUGUCUCCUCCUGGCCACUAGACGGACAUCAGAGCAAAGGAGAAGGAAGGAGAACCCCAGCUGUGUCGGGAAGACUGAGCAAUGUGGACAGAGACAUUUUGUCAACUCAGUCUCCUUGCUAGGUUGAUGGCACUGAUUUCUUGUGGGGAGACUCCAUCCCGGCAGGGGUGUCAGCACAGCGGCAUCGUGAGUCACUGCUACCCACAAGUCCACCACACUGCUUCAGCCUCAGAAAAACCAGUUCUUAUUCGUACACAUCACGUGCCAUGAAUACACACACACACACACACACACACACACACACACACACACACAGAGCAGUUUAUAUGGUUUUUAUUAAGUGCCUUGAAAAACAAUGAAGACAAACCUAUUUUCCCUCUGGGCAGGAUGACGACUGUCUCACAAGUUAAGGCAUUCCUCUCUCUCACCCCGGUGACUCCAUUCCCAGCUCCCCUACUCACCGCUGACCCACAGCGGGAUGAAUCCUGCUACCUGGGGAAAAUCAGACCCUAGAUGACUCCUGAAAGGGAGGUAUGAAGAACAGAAUAAAACUGUGUGAAAGAUAAGAUUGUCCUCAAGAUUCAAAUCUUGACUUUGUGUUAAAAUGCCGAAAGAGUGUCUGUGCCCUAGAAAUACAUUACAGGCCCUGCCAGUCUGCCCAGACUGUUGCAUAUAAGUGGGAAACUGUCUCACUAUUUUUGCUGCUGUGGUCACCCACAAUUUCAUUUGUCUCGAGCCCAGGCAAAUGAAGAAGGGUGGAUGGACUGGCUGGUUCCUUUAAAUGUUAACUUAUGAAGAUGCUAGUUCAGAAGGUGAUGUCCCAGUGUUUUGUAUGCAGAGAGGGAACAGUCCUAGUGACAACUAUUUAUCCACAUGUGUGUGUCUGUGUGCGCCUUUGGGUUCUCUGUAUCUACUGUGUAUGUGAAUGGUCACGUGGAUCUCAGUGGUGGUGUUGUGACUUUGACCCAGAGCCUGAGUGUCACUGCUGAUCUUGGCACUCAUUGGCACAGUGGUAGAGGUGAAAAGUUAAGCUUUUAAGCCCUGGGGGCUUAGUGUUAGAUGCCCUCUGAGCUGGGCACACAGUAGAAGAAAGUCUGUGUUAGCUCAUUCUCAUCUUUACCCUCACUGCCCCCAAUGCAGCUAGAAUUCAGAGCAUUGAGAGCUUGUGGGGGAGAAGAGAAGUUCAAAGGCCCACUCUGGGAGCCCUGGCCCGCUCAUGACCAUUUUACUCUAAUUCCCCAAAGACCAGCCCUGUUUAAAGCCUGCAGUUCUAAGUUAUGUGCAACUUAACCUGCAUCCCUCUACAAGUCCUGCAUCCAUUUCACUUUGGCUGAUUUGAGGCUCUGAGUGGUCCCUGAGGGCUAAACAGAAACAGGGUCCCCAGGGCUACAAGUAGAUACCUCACCAAGGCUGGAGGCUGGUCUGUCGUAAGAUGUAAAGAAAGAGGGCUGGGUCUGAUUCUGACUUGACCAGAGGGCCCCUUGGUGCAUUGGUUAUCUUUAUCUGCAGAUAGGCUAACUGGCCCAUCUCCUUGAAUUGUUCCCUUUGGGAAACCUAACUCACAGUAUUGAUGUCCUUUUUGCCUUGUACUGAACGACACAUUACCUCCACGCUCUCCCGGACUAGGCGGUCCACAGGACCACAGGGUUGCUUUCUCUCUUUGGUGGGGAUGGGGAGUUCACAGGGAUGAGGGUCCAAGGAAUGAGCAUGAAUGACAAGAAAGCGGGUGGGGGGGAAGUUAAGCUUUUCCAGGAUGUGCAGUUUUUGACCAUUUGCUGGCUGAGCCAGAUCACGGAAACUCUAGAGAUUUUACUGUGAUUCUACAAUGUAAAAAAUAAACAAUGUCAAACUGUGUUUAUAUUAUUUGUAUAAAGCCUUUUUAAGAUUACUAUUUAAA